CAACCAUCCAGAAAGUCUACCGUUCUCCUCCGAGUAAAUCGCCCGGGCUGCCUUGUUGACGUCCUUCCCGACCACUCACCGCUACCCACACUCGCAGGCGGUCCAGAGUCCAGAGUCCAGACCGACCUCCGAGGUCUCUGAGUCCAACUCUACCAGCAGCAGCAACUGACUGCAUCGAGCUCCGUCCCGAUCGACCACCAUGGGUCUUUUCAGGCACAAACGGGAACCCCAGCUACCCACGGUGAAUAACGGCGCAACUGGCACGGCAGCGACAACAACCAACGGUGGCCACCAUGGCGCCAGGCGACAUCACGAUGGGCGCGACCAUGUCACGGAGCCGUAUACCAUGUCAAAGCGGCCCAGCUUCGGUCAAUGGCUCAAGUACACUUGGCUAGACAUCCUUACGAUGGCGAUCAUGGGAGCCAUUGGACUUGGUGUCUACGAAGCCGAUCCCGCCCCGACUAGAUCAUUCCCGGUUACUUUCUUGGAUGGAGAGAUUGUUUAUCCCGAAUUUGGCUAUCCGCUGCGGAAGGAAAUAAUCCCAAUCUGGGCGGCCGCAUUGCUGGCAGCGCUGGUGCCAAUCGUGGUCUUUCUCUUCAUGCAAAUCCGUAUCCGCUCCUUCUGGGACGUCAACAACGCCGUCAUCGGCCUUCUGUACUCCCUAAUUACCGCCGCCGUCUUCCAGGUAUUCCUGAAGUGGCUAAUCGGCGGUUUGCGACCCCACUUCCUAGCCGUUUGCAAACCCGACAUCAGCCUCGCCUCCAACGCGCCCGGCGUCGUUGGCGCGGGGUACAACGCCGCCGGCUUUACCAACAUCUACUACACGCGCGAGAUCUGCACCGGCGACCAAAACGAGAUCAACGACUCGCUCGAGAGCUUUCCCUCAGGCCACACGACGGCCGCCUUUGCGGGCUUUGUCUAUCUCUACCUGUACCUCAACGCCAAGCUCAAGGUGUUUAGCAACUACCACCCGCAAAUGUGGAAGCUGGUUGCUGUCUACGCGCCUAUUCUGGGCGCCACUUUGAUCGGCGGGGCUCUCACGAUAGAUGAAUUCCACAACUGGUACGACAUUGUCGCCGGCGCAAUCAUCGGGACCGUCAUGGCCUUUUCCGCCUAUCGCAUGACAUACGCGGCAAUAUGGGACUGGCGGUACAACCACAUCCCGCUGCACCGCGGGGUCCCGUUCAGUUAUGGCGGGGCCGACAUGGAGCUCAGCGAUGCGCUGUGGACUCGCAAGGCAGGAUGGGGUUCGAGUUCCUCACGUCAUGGAGGCUUGGGCCGGGAUAAAUAUGGCGGUUAUGAUGACUACGGCGUUAAUAACGGCGCGGGCCACCUCAACCGCAAGCCCGUUGGUGCCGGCCCGGCUCCGGCUCCGGCGACUCGUGGGGCGGAUAUGGUCUAAACCCUAAGUUGAGGGAGGUGGUGUUGAUUGGCGUGAUACUCAUGAGCGGUUUAUUUUGUUUUGGGUUAUCUUUUAGCUAAUAUGGGGGUUCUAUCUCUCUGAUCGGCCCCAUCUGUCGUGUACAUAAUCGGAUGCCGACACGCUUGGAGGCGCUGCUCACUUUUGUUUAUAUCAUCCAGCGGGUGAUUAGACCAUUCUCAUCCAUACCUAGAAAUGACCGCCAUCUAAUAAACAGGAUUCUUAAGGUAAACUUGCGGUUUG
Canariomyces notabilis is the source of this 1663-nucleotide messenger RNA. Its product is annotated as acid phosphatase/Vanadium-dependent haloperoxidase. The record is from RefSeq and is a predicted model, not a curated record. Lineage: Eukaryota; Fungi; Ascomycota; Sordariomycetes; Sordariales; Chaetomiaceae. The coding region runs from base 200 to 1402 and encodes 400 amino acids. Gene Ontology annotation, molecular function: phosphatidate phosphatase activity. Gene Ontology annotation, biological process: phospholipid metabolic process. The transcript is spliced from 4 exons.